UGCCAUUAACAAAGCUGUCUUCUCUUUCUCUUUUCAAUACUUCUGCUUUAUAGUAUAAACCGAACAAACGUGGCAAUAUAAGAACACCUUGAUUCUCUUGACUCAGAAGUAUAGCUUUAUCUUUUUAACCACUUUUUUCCCAGCUGAUUCUAUCCAUAUUUUGAUCUCGAAAAGACAUGGAUAAACAUAGAGGAAAAGCUGCCGUUUUAAUCAUCUGCAUGUUGUUUAUUUUCGUUUUCGUUUCUGGGGCUGAACGGCAAGAGAAACCGGAGCAAAAGCAAGAAGAAGAAGAGAAAACAUCUAUUUUUCAGGUGGUGAAAAGCUUUUUUACUGUUUAUACAAGCUCUCCUAUAAGUGGAAGAAGCUAUUGGGAGAAAGUUAAAACAGCAAUCAAUCGAGUACAGGCUCAUUUCUUUCCACCAAAUCUGGAUUUUAGGGUGAAAGAUGAAGCGGGUGAUGGAGGGGAGAAGGUGAAAGGGGCGGUGGCGAAGAGUAUCGAGAAGAGCAAAGCAACUGUGGAGGAGUCGGCAAAAUCGGCUGCUGAAAUUGCAGGGAAAACGGUGCAGAAAACCAAAGACAAAGUUAAAAAGAGCUUCUUUCAGUCCGAGCUUUGAUCAUUACUAUCAUGAAUUAUGUUCAUUUCAAUUUUCCUCAAGUUAAAUGUUGUCAUGCCUGCACAAAUAUGUUAAGUGUAUUGAGUGAGUGUCUAAUUUAUCAAAUUUUGUUUGUUUUAGAAAGUAAUGUAAUUACUUUUUCUCAAUUAAAAAAUUAUCCAGGGAAAUCA
This is a messenger RNA of Pistacia vera, 784 nucleotides long. RefSeq lists its product as uncharacterized. The coding region runs from base 177 to 614 and encodes 145 amino acids. The transcript has 2 exons. Lineage: Eukaryota; Viridiplantae; Streptophyta; Magnoliopsida; Sapindales; Anacardiaceae. The record is from RefSeq and is a predicted model, not a curated record.